CAUGAUCCACGGUGAAAUCUACUAGGAUGUUGGCUCUGCGAGUGGGGGGUGCCAUCAGACUUGCCCCUCACUGGAUUCCCAGAAAUUACAUGAGUACCUGGCACAUAGUACAAGGAAAUGCUAGAUCUGGUGAUCUCACCCAGCCUCACUGUAAACAGCGAUUGUCCGGGUAAACUGAAGCUUAGCCGCACCGACGCCGAUGUCUGGACUCUGAGUGACAUAGAAGGUGUCACCGCAUCGGCCCCUCCGAGCGUGUCUCCGCUCUUCGCAAGAUCUUGUCCACGUGUCCUGCACAGCCAGCCUCCCACGGCCAUGGCAGCCUACGGCCAGACACAGUACAGUGCAGGGGUCCAGCCAGCUGCCCCUUAUACCACUUACCCACCUCCGGCACAAGCCUAUGGAAUCCCUUCUUACAGUAUCAAGACAGAAGACAGCUUGAACCAUUCCCCCAGCCAGAGUGGAUUCCUCAGCUACGGCUCCAGCUUCAGCACCCCACCCACUGGACAGAGCCCGUACACCUACCAGAUGCACGGCACAGCGGGGAUCUAUCAAGGAGCAAACGGGCUGACCAACGCGGCUGGAUUCGGAAGUGUGCACCAGGACUAUCCUUCCUACCCUGGCUUCCAUCAGGGCCAGUAUCCCCAGUAUUACAGCUCAUCCUACGGCCCUCCUUAUGUCCCGGCCAGCAGCAUCGGCCCUUCCCCACUCUCCACGUCUACCUACGUCCUCCAGGAGGCACCGCACAGCGCCCCCAGCCAGAGUUCCGAGUUGCUUGGCGGCGAAUACAACACACACAACGGACCUUCCACGCCGGCAAAGGAGGGAGACGCCGACAGGCCGCACCGGGCCUCCGACGGGAAGCUCCGAGGCCGGUCGAAGCGGAGCAGCGACCCCUCCCCAGCGGGGGACAGUGAGAUCGAGCGUGUGUUCGUGUGGGAUUUGGAUGAAACGAUAAUUAUUUUUCACUCCUUACUCACCGGGACUUUUGCAUCCAGAUACGGGAAGGACACCACGACGUCUGUGCGCAUCGGCCUGAUGAUGGAAGAAAUGAUCUUCAACCUUGCAGAUACCCACCUGUUCUUCAACGACCUGGAGGAUUGCGACCAGAUCCACGUUGACGACGUCUCAUCCGAUGACAACGGGCAAGAUUUAAGCACGUACAACUUCUCCGCCGACGGCUUCCACAGCUCGGCCCCCGGAGCCAACCUGUGCCUGGGCUCCGGCGUCCACGGCGGCGUGGACUGGAUGAGGAAGCUGGCCUUCCGCUACCGGCGGGUGAAGGAGAUGUACAACACGUACAAGAACAACGUCGGUGGCUUGAUAGGAGCUCCCAAAAGAGAGACUUGGCUACAGCUCAGAGCCGAGCUGGAGGCUCUGACCGACCUCUGGCUGACCCACUCUCUAAAGGCGCUCAACCUCAUCAAUUCCCGGCCCAAUUGUGUCAACGUGCUGGUCACCACCACUCAACUAAUUCCUGCCCUGGCCAAAGUCCUGCUGUAUGGACUGGGCUCCGUGUUUCCUAUUGAGAACAUCUACAGUGCAACCAAGACAGGGAAGGAGAGCUGUUUCGAGAGGAUAAUGCAGAGAUUCGGCAGAAAAGCCGUCUACAUCGUGAUCGGUGACGGCGUCGAAGAGGAGCAGGGGGCAAAAAAGCACAACAUGCCCUUCUGGCGGAUAUCCUGCCACGCCGACCUGGAGGCGCUGCGGCACGCCCUGGAGCUGGAGUAUCUAUAGCAGGACCCCCGGCCUCGCCACCUGCCACCCCGGGUGCCUCCCACCCACCCGGGGCCCUCGCCUCCCCCGCCUCCUCGCCAGAUGCCGGACCCCGGGCGCGGGCCCCGCGGCCGAGGGGACGUGCCUGGCGACCGUCUCAGAAGCCGUCCUCGCAGUCCACGUGGGUCCUGAGACGCAGAGCGCCCGGCAGGGGCUUGGGGAUAUUUAACUUUGGAGGAAAGGGCUGGCUGGGAGUCUGGGCUUCUCCACAAGACUCAACGGAACAAAAGCGACUUAUUGCUGAUUUGGGGGCGGGCUGGCGGUGAGGAGGGGGACGGGCUUGGGUUCUACUUUUCCUUUUUAAUUUAUGGACUGAUCUCACUACUCCGGUAUUACGCUCUCGUGCCUGUGUUGUCGGUUUUCUUAGUCGUUGGCUGGGCUUGGUUUUCUAAACUGGCAUGCGGAGCCGUGCAGCUCUAACUGAAGCGCUCUCGGCUCCAAGUUGUGCUUUGGGGGGACAAUCAUUCCUUGAACAAUUGGUGAGGGAGGCGAUUCGGGGCUGAUGGGAAGACGGUUGCUUAUCUUUGUUUCUAAGGACCUAACCUGACGUCAUGUGGACAGUGCACGUGCCUUAUGCUGCCAUCUUGUUUUCUAGGGGGAGGGGACCCUGGGGAGGCGGCGGUACUUUG
Prionailurus viverrinus (fishing cat) is the source of this 2402-nucleotide messenger RNA. RefSeq names its product EYA transcriptional coactivator and phosphatase 2 (gene EYA2). Gene Ontology annotation, molecular function: protein tyrosine phosphatase activity. NCBI's taxonomy places the organism in Eukaryota, Metazoa, Chordata, Mammalia, Carnivora, Felidae. Gene Ontology annotation, biological process: multicellular organism development; positive regulation of DNA repair; negative regulation of extrinsic apoptotic signaling pathway in absence of ligand. The record is from RefSeq and is a predicted model, not a curated record. The transcript has 16 exons. Gene Ontology annotation, cellular component: nucleus. The coding region runs from base 118 to 1734 and encodes 538 amino acids.